Messenger RNA from Lottia gigantea (owl limpet), 852 nucleotides. RefSeq lists its product as hypothetical. Gene Ontology annotation, biological process: sulfation. The transcript has 5 exons. Bases 1 to 852 code for a protein of 283 amino acids. Lineage: Eukaryota; Metazoa; Mollusca; Gastropoda; Lottiidae. Gene Ontology annotation, cellular component: cytoplasm. Gene Ontology annotation, molecular function: sulfotransferase activity. The record is from RefSeq and is a predicted model, not a curated record.
AUGUCGGUGUUUAAAGUCGUGGACACAAAGGGAAGGUUUUUUACUACUAUUGAGAAAGAUGGCUGUCGAUUUCCAAACAAGAAUUUGAGAUCUGUACAGAAUUUUACUAAUUUUAAGUUGCGAAAGGAUGAUGUUCUGAUAUGUGCAUAUAUGAAAUCUGGUACCCAUUGGUUAUGGGAGAUAUGUCGAAUGUUAGUGGCGGGUACCACCGAAGUGAAGAUUGUCGAAAAGGAGAGUCAGAUGAUAGAACUAGCAAACCAUGAUGAUUUGGAUAAGGACCCAUCACCAAGGUUCAUUAAUACUCAUGCUAGAUUUGAUCUGCUACCAAACGACUUCUGGAAAUUUCGUAAUAAAAUAAUCUACAUCCGCCGCAAUCCCAAAGCUGUGGCUGUCUCCUUCUACAAUCAUACUAAAACGGUGUAUGAAUAUGACGGAGAGUGGAAUGAUUUCUUCAAACUAUUUGUAGAUGGAGUAGUCGAUAAUGGUUCAUGGUUUGAAUACGUAUUACAAUGGGAAAGAAUUAUAAAGCAUUCUACAGAAGAUAGAAUUCUGGACAUUGCUUAUGAAGAUGUCAAAGAGGACCCAUUGCGAGAAAUUCGUAGGAUCUGUGAAUUUCUAGAGAUUACAACAAGUGAAGACUUAAUGAAAGAUAUUAUAGAUCAUUGUGAUUUUAAAAAACUGAAGAAAAGAAAGGAAAAUUUUUCAAUAACCAAAGAUGGAAAUUUGUCACUUUAUCGUAAAGGUUGGUUCCCAGAUUGGAAAAACUGGUUCACGGUGGCACAGAAUGAAUAUUUUGAUGAAGUUUACAAGAGGAGGAUGAUUGGAUCAAAACUACAAUUUAAAUACCAAUGA